UUUACUACCGGCGCUAUUUUCUUUUUUGUUGUUGUCCCUGAUGUGAAUCUCUGCGCCCGGUGACGUCUGGGGUAGCUGGGCGUUGAAGGCUCAGAAACAAAAACAGUCAAAGGAUAUAGGAACUGAGCGGGGAGGCCAGCUCUGUGAGGGCAGAAUAUCCUAUCCCAUCAAUGCAGCAAUAAGCGGUGCCGGGAGGCGAUGUGCCCAGCACUGUACAUUAUCUGAACCCGUUAUAGCUGGCUAUUGGGUCACCAUGGCACUGGAGUGAGCGCACCCACAGCCUGGCAGCAGCAGCCCCUAUGUACAGACACUAAGGAACAACACAGGUAGGACACAGGCUGUAUUCUAGAACGGUGUGAUCUGUUACAGAAACACGAAUAACAUGUAUCAUGGCUGCUUAACUAAUAUAUAUAUGUAUGUGUGUUUUAUAACCCACCUCCUAUAGACUGUAAGCUUGUUUGAGCAGGCUCCUCUUCAACCUAUUGUUCCUGUAAGUUUUCUUGUAACUGUCCUACUUAUAGUAAAAAUUCCUCCCUUUAUAAUAUUGUAAAGCGCUAUGGAUAAUAAGCAUAAUAAUAUAACAUAUAGCUCCAACUGUGGACAUUACUAUAUAUAUAUAUAUAUAUAUAUAUUCAGUCCUUAGUCCUCCUCCGAUGCUCUCUAAUUGCUUUACUUUGUAUGGUUUAAGGUGUUUUUGUCUUUGUAUAUAAUCACUGUACCAGGUACUGGUUUGUUUAUUGUUUUUGUAAUUGGUUCUAAUCUGUUUUGUAUAUGAAGACUGUACAUUUCUCCUAAUACAGAGAUACAGUGCUUUGCAACUGGAUGGGGGAGAUAUAUAGAUAUAUAUCUAUAUCUAUAUAUCUAUAUAUCUCUGAAGUAUGUACCGUUCUCAUACAAGAGGUACAGUGUAGGCCUCUUUUUGUAGCAGAAAUAACUAGACAUUUUCUUUGCAAAUGAUCUCUGUAUGCUGUAUUCCAGUUUACUUAGACAAAGCUAUGCACAGGGUUUGAACUGAACUACAAGGUUUUUUUUUUUUUUGGUUAUUAAUCUGGUACAGAAAUCCACUGGAUUGGGGAAUUUAAUAGUCAUUAAAUACUUUAAAGUAAACAAGUUUUCCUAUAUAGCUUAAUUAAGGGUGGUAUCACUCUUACUAAGAGUUCGUGGUACUUUAAAGACACUCUAUUUUGCUUUUAGUAGGUGUUCAUUUGUUUAUCUAGGGAAAGGGCUUUGGGCUAGUUCUAAAUCAGCUGAUCUAUUCUCGAGUAAACAAACAAACGAAAUCCCCUAAUCCUCCCCUUAGGACAGCUUCCUUGCACUGUGUAGACGUGACUUAUAACCACUAUCCUGAUGAAAAACAAAGUGGGGCUAGGCUGAAUGUCUGAGCCCCUCCCCUCUCUCCUCCUUUUAGGAAGCUAAUUCUGCUCAGACUGACAAACACACCCACACAUCAGCUGAUCACUGCUUACUGAAAAAAGUGAAAAGGUUAUAGGUUGUUUAUUCUCCCUAUUUUUGGUUCCUUUGUCUUAGUUUUCAAGAUGAAGGACUUGGUAGCCAUGGAUAACACCAGUAAUGAGGCCUUCAAGCUAAUGAAACAACUGAAUGUGUAUCUGGAGCAAGAAUAUAAGUACCAGCCUAAGGAGAAGGGCUUGAUUCUCAUAGAAUCCACAGCAGAGGUGAGAACUAUGGUGUAAUGUUUUAUUCAUGUGGAAACCUAUUCUAUUAAACCCUAGCAAACAUCUUCAUAGAUUUAUAGGAAUCUGAUUUCCAUUGCUUAAUGUAACUUUCUUUCUUUUAUAGUUAAUCAUGUGUAUUCUCUCAUGUUGUCGUUUUUGUCAUACUGUUAUGUAUCUGUUGUUGCUAUAUUUGUAUAAUAACAUUGCAUUGACAAUUAUAGCUAAUCAAUGCGCUAGGUUCAUUGUAAGGGUUAUUGUCCUGUAGAAACUGUGUGCUUAGUUGAUCAUUACCAUUAGAAGGCAAUCUAUACAGUCUAGUUGCCAAAAAGCAUUUAUUUAGUUGUACAAUUUGCUAAUUUUUUUUUUUUCCUUCUUGUAGAAUGACAAUACUAUCUGUCCAAGAUUGAGAAAUGUGAAGGUUGAAGAUCUCUGGAGUCUAACAAACUUUUUUGCCCUUAGUAUGGAAACCUUUGUACUGUCUGUAAACAUACUGGACCGUUUCUUGGCAAUAAUGAAGGUAAAUGUACUGAUUUUCUUUUAUUUUUAAAUAAUUUGUACAUUUGGUGGGAUUAGUUUUUUGUUGUGCCUUAUUAAAAACCUAAUUGCAAAUUUUGGCAUUUGCAUUAUUUUACUAAUGCCAUUUUGUCCCCUCUCUCCUUUUUUGUAGGUGAAACCUAAGCACUUGUCCUGCAUUGGGGUCUGCUGCUUUCUGCUGGCUGCUCAGGUUGUUGAAGAAGAAUGCAAUAUUCCAUCCGUCCAUGAUAUCAUUCGUAUCAGCCAAUGUAAAUGCACUGUGUCAGACUUGAAACGAAUGGAGAAGAUAAUAUCUGAAAAACUGCACUUUGAAUUUCAAGCUACCACUGCCUUAACGUUUUUGCACUUGUACCACACAAUAGUCCUGUGCCACUCCUCUGAGAGGUGAGUGUAUGCAUCCUAACUCUUGAAACUUUUUUGAUUGCGUUGGUGCAGCUUUGAUGAUAAAGAACAUUUUUAAUAAGCUAGGCAAAUGACAUGUCACUUUUUUUUUUUUUUUUUUUGUAGCUUUGUGCAUAUUGCAAUUAUGUAAUGUAUUGAAAACCCCUUUUUAAACCACUGCAGGAAAGAACUAUUGAAUCUUGAGAAAUUGGAAGCUCAGCUAAAAGCCUGCAACUGCCGACUUGUUUUUUCUAAAGCAAAGGUGUGUAUUUUGUGUCAUUACCUUAUUUCUGGUGAUGUAAGAAUAGUGCUUUACUGUAUCGCCCAAUGUAUGUACAUAUAGGAACCUGCAGAAUGCAUGUUGCAGCUCCUUUUGCAUGACAUUGGUGGAGAAAUGUGAAAAUAGUCUUCUUCUAAACAUGAAAACUCCAAUUAUUAAGAAGGGGGGAAAAAAAGUCCUAAACUUAGAGUUGGGGCAGUCUCCUCACUGCAGCCCAAUCCUCUGCUGGAGCCAUAAAGUCUGACCUGUGUCCAAUCAGUUGCUUCUCAUACAGAAAUAUUAAGCACACGUGGCGCUUAUGACCAGUCUGCCAAUCCAUUGCUUGGAAUUUGCAAAAUGUAAACACUGAUGUUUCUUGGAAACUGCACUGUUUCAUUUGCAAGGCUUUAGGAGUGGUAUCUAUGCACCCUUACAAAAAUAAUGCAUAUGACCUCUGGUGGAAAAAGUAGCAUUGUGUCACAGUAAUUUAAAAACAAAAUGUUUCCCUAAUUCUCCCAGAAUUUACAACUCCAAUGCAAAUGAGCAUCCUGUAUGCUCCAUUAGAAGUGAAACUGUGUGCUGUAGUAUAUAUUAAAUGUGUAUAUUUUCUUUUUCCCCUUUAGCCCUCAGUAUUAGCUCUGUGCCUUUUGACUAUUGAAGUGGAAACCUUAAAGUCUCUGGAACUGUUUGAAAUUGCUCUGCGUGUCCAAAAACACUCAAAGGUAAGGGCAAAUGGUAUGCCCUAGUAAUGAAAUGCACAAGGCAACAAUGAUAGAAACGUGACAGAUGGUACCUAGUUAAAAGUGGUUUACUGAAAGAUACAAAUAUAUAUAUAUAUACACACACAUAUAUAAUGUGUGCUUUAUUUAUUUUUUUAAAUUUUUUUUUAAAUGCAGCCUCCCUAUGGCUAAGAGUUUUGACAUCUCUGAUAAACAGCAAGGCACUUUCCUGUUCUGCUGCAUUGAUUUGCUAAGGUCAUUUUAGUUAUGAUCCCACCCACAUUUGGUGUGGAGAAGGCAUCACUAUGUUUAUUCCUUAUUUAUACAUUGUAAGGUUUCUACAAAAGUAACAAUUUACUGAAAUUGUUGAUAUUACAAAUGAUCUCUCCACUGACAAAAUUCAUGAUAAUCUUGUCACUUUUCAGGUGUCAUUCUCUACUUAACCCAUGUAAAGUUAUACACUAGGUACAAUAUUGAAAUUCAAACGAUAUUUAGGCAAAAAUGGCUGAUUUUUUUUUUUGAGGAAUUUCUCACCUUGACUGUAGUCACAUCUUGGCUAUUUUUGCCAUUAUAAUUAACUACAAUUCAGAGCUGGCUUAUUGUUCAUCACUCAUUGCAUUAUUUUAUAUGUAAAUUGUUUCCCAUGAGAUGGUUAUACAAUUAUUUUUUUUUUUUUUUUUUUUGUAAAUUUUUCUAUGAAUGUUAAUUUCAGGUUAAUGAUGCUGAUAUGCUGUACUGGAGGGAGCUGGUAUCUAAAUGCCUGGCAGAUUAUUCAUCUCCUGAAUGCUGCAAGCCUGAUCAUAAGAAACUUGUGUGGAUUGUGUCCAGGCGCACUGCUCAGAACCUUCACAACAGUUACUACAGUGUUCCGGAACUGCCUACUAUUCCUGAGUGUGGCUGCAUGAAUGAGAGUGAGAGGUAAAACAAAAGUUUUUUUUUUUUUUUUUUUUAACAACCACAACAGUUCAAUAGUUUUUUGUUUAUAGAUUUGUAUCUGAAGCAAAGCUUCAGAUUUGUAGUCAAUGCUACUAGAUAGACCUUAAAAGUAGUAUUUGUCAUCUCAACUGUAUUGGGGGGGAUUAAGUGUGUUCUGAUUUUAUACUUUCUGUAUAUACUUGUAUUUUAUAUUUAUUACAUAUAUAUAAUUUUGUUUCCCCCUAAUAUUAGUGAGGACUCAUGUGAAGAUAUGAGUAGCAGUGAAGAUUCAUUAGGCACAUCGCCUCCCAGUGAUCUUGAGGCAUCUUUCUUCUUUGAUCACAAGCCAAAACUGAAGCGUCGCACACGUCACCUUUACCCUUUGUAACAAAGGGUGGAAAUAAUUGUAUGCAUGCCAAGUAGUCUUAAUUUUGUGUGUAUUGUAUGAAGAUGUGGAAGAAAUGGUAGCUGCAUAGCUCACUUUUCAAACCUUUUAACUCUUACGGUUUGCCAAUGGGUUUUUAAAAUCUAAACAAAGUUUAAAUACUGUUGCAAAUAUAUUGCUAUGUUUUUUUUUCUUUUGUUUUAAAUUCAAAAAAGCAGUUUUCUUACAAAAGCCCAUUGUUAACUUAUUUCAUCUGUUGGGCUAUGCACUUUUUUUAUUUUUUUUUGGAAAUGUAAAACUACUCGCUAGUUAUGUGGCUUUUCUGAAAUUUAUUUUAAAAAAAUACUUUCAGCAGUUUAAAUGAAAAAGUUAUUUUAUUAUACAAAAGUUCCCAUUUGUUUUGGCUGCCUCUUCCUCAUAUUCAAGAUGGAUGCUUUUGUUGAAUUUGCAGUACUGUUUAAUGUUAUCAUUAGCUACAUUCCUUUCUAAGAAGUUUAAUGUUUAAACUUUUAUAAUGAACAAACAAAAAAUAUCUUCAUAUGCAUGGCUAUUAUGUUAAACAACCUUGAAUUUGUAAGUACCAAGUAAAGAUAAUGUGAUGCUUGCCUACCUUGGUGGUAUAUUUUGCUGUGGAGACUAAUGGUGUUUUUUGGAAACACCUAAACAAAGCAGACGUUACCAAAGUGCUGCAUUUUAGAAGCUAAAGGACAUAUCAGCAAAUACUCAGUUAAUGCCUAUUUACACUAUUCAGUUUUUACUGUGCAGUUUUUCUAACUUUUUUCCUUUAUAUGAAAGCACAAUGGAAAAAUCUGUAUACAGAUAUGACAAACUUCCGGUUUAAUUGCCAAACUAGGUGGAUACAUAUGCAUAGCUUUCUCACUCAGUCCUAUUCUAGUAGCUAGAGAAACUACUGCUCCUUAGUCUGGUGUGUUACCAGUCCUUCCAGUGUUCUAGACAGAUGAAGACUAACUUGGCAUUCCAGAGGUCUGUGAAUAUAUUUCCAUGGAUGUUCAACAAACCUAAAGGGUUGCUAUAAGGGUAUAAUAUGAUCUAUAACUUGGUCAUCUUUGGGUGGGGGGCAUGGCUGGCCAUCCAUGUUACAGUUAAUUAGCACGUUUUUUAUAUAGGCUUGCUUGUCUUUUUACGAGUGACUGGAGACCCUUCCAAAUUGUCUAUCCAUGUGCAAUAUAUCACAAACCCCUUUUACACUCAAGGGCUUAGAAAGCGAACUCAAAAACAGCAUUGUUUUUAAUUGUUGCAAGAUGUGGCCUUGUGAAAAUGCUUUAAUUUCUAAGUAUUUUUGGUACCAACUGUGAUUAGUGAACACAUUAAACAGAAACAAAUGUGACUAACCUAGAGGUGCUUGUAAUAUAGAUGUGGUGCUGUAAGUAUUAUUGUUUGUACAGUUUUGUUGGAUAAAAAGAAAAUGUACAGAAAAAAAUGUAAAUUACAAAAAAUGUACAGAAAAAUGUAUAAAACCAAAAUGCAGAGAAAAAAAUGUAUUUUUUUUACAUGUAUGUAGUGUUUUUGUUAAAUGUCAUGUAGAUAUUAAUUUAUUCCAUUUGGAUUCUAUUGCAUAUUGGGCUGUUGUGUGCCUUUCUACAUCAGUCUUAACCAAUUAAAUAUUUUAUUUGGAAA
Messenger RNA from Pelobates cultripes (western spadefoot toad), 6504 nucleotides. The record is from the annotation of a GenBank genome assembly. NCBI's taxonomy places the organism in Eukaryota, Metazoa, Chordata, Amphibia, Anura, Pelobatidae.